This is a messenger RNA of Trichoplusia ni (cabbage looper), 716 nucleotides long. It is a transcript of the gene ND-SGDH, whose product is annotated as NADH dehydrogenase [ubiquinone] 1 beta subcomplex subunit 5, mitochondrial. Lineage: Eukaryota; Metazoa; Arthropoda; Insecta; Lepidoptera; Noctuidae. The transcript is spliced from 3 exons. The coding region runs from base 48 to 620 and encodes 190 amino acids. The record is from RefSeq and is a predicted model, not a curated record.
ACAAAAAGACAGUAGCAAUUGAUUGUCAAAAACAGUCCAUAAUAAAAAUGGUGUCUUGGAGCGCUCUGGGCCGAUCUUUCGGCAUUAACUUGUUGAAAAAUAACGCUACAGUCCUAUCCAAACCUCAACAUGUAGCCCUUUCAACAAGUAAAGUAUUGAGCGCAGGCCAUGGUCACAAAACAUUUGUCCUACAGCCUUCCAGAUGGCAGUGGCACAAAUUCAAGGAUAUGUUCCACUUCUACGCCAUGUUGGGACUGAUUCCAGUCGGCGUCAUCAUCUUCGUCACCAACGUGUUCAUCGGACCCGCCACACUGACCCCUAUCCCUGAGGGCUACACCCCCAAACACUGGGAGUACCACCGCCAUCCUAUUACAAGAUUCAUUGCCAGAUACAUACACAACAAUCCCCAGCAGGAUUAUGAAAAGUUCAUGCACUACAUUGACGAGGAGGCACAGAAGCAAAAGCUUCGUAGGUUGGAAAAGCAAAUUAUCAAGAAAAUGGCCGAGCGUCAUGACUACAAGGCAUACUACUACAAACCCAUGGUCAACAAGUACCUGCGCGUCAACAAGAAGACUGGUGACGAGAUGUACGACCGAGUGGGAGACGAUUACUCUGAGUAAAAACUAUUUCGACCUUGUUGCUGACGUAGAAUAUUAUUAGUAAUCAAGUGUAUUGUUACAUAAUUGAAUGUAGAUAAAUAAACCAAUUGAUUGUUU